AUGCUGACGCUCUGGGCCCUGGUGCUCACGCUGGGCCUGCAAGCCAGGGCGCUGGACCUGCUGGAAGCAGCCCCAGUGAUAGACAAUCUUCCUGUAGCUCCCUUGGCCAUCCCUAUCAAUGCCCUCGAAGCCGUGCCGCUCAGACUAGGCCCUAGACGACGCCCGCCAACACAAAGAGACUUUACAUCCAAAAAGCGUUCAGCCCGCAGCGGCAGCGGCAAGUGCAUACCCGUGGCCGAGUACUUCCUGUCCAAAAGCAGACUCAAUGACUAUCUCAACAACACCCUGCCCGCGGAGAUCGAGAAGCUGUUCAAGUGUAAGCAGGUCAACCUGGUUGGUGUGGUGGGCACCUUGGUAUCCACGCUGAGCACCACCAAGCUGCUCUCUGCAUUGGACCUUGGUUCGCUCCUGAGCCUGGGAGGCGGUGGCCUCGGCGACAUUCUAGGCAAGGGAGGCAGUGGCAACUCCCAAGCCCUGGAUGUCCUGGGCGGCCUGCUGCCGCUGGGAGACAAGGGGCUGGGCGGCCUGCUGCCGCUGGGAGACAAGGGGCUGGGCGGCCUGCUGUCCGGCAAAAAAGGCAAAGGAACUCUCAGGCGGCUCCUCGACGGCACCGGGCUCUCCAGUCUCCAGCAGCCGCUGGACGACGUGCUGGGCAAAGUCACAGAGCUCAAGGAGUCCACCAAGAAUGUGGUGAACAAGGCCCUGCCGCCAGAUGUCAGCAACGCCCUCUCGGGCUUGCUGGGAGGCCUGGACCUGAACGAGCUGCUGCUGGGACUGCAGGUUCAGGAAGUGACUGUGGACAGCAUGAACUCAACCACGGCCAAAGAUGGGAUCCACAUCCUUGCCACAACCACUGCCGUCAUAGGCGGGAAAGGCCUUGCCGGACCCGUCAUCAGCCUGGUGGGAUUCCACGUGUACUCAGAUGUGACCCUGACUAUUGGUAUUUCCACCAACGACACCCAGUGCGUCAACCUCCAGGUCCAGAACAAAGACAUCCAGGUCAACAAAGUGACCCUUCAACUCGUAGAAACGUACGUGAGCCCGUUUAUCUCCGGCCAGCCUACGGGUCAGAGCGCCCACCCCUCCACCCAUGGCGGCCCCGGGGACGACUCCGCCCAGCGCAGCGCUGAGAAGCAUCAGAUCACGGACGUUUUGCCUGUGUCUGUCCCUGUGCCCCUGGGCGACGUGGUCACUAAACUGCUGUCAGUGGAGCUGAAUAAGAAUGUGGAAGAAGCGGACUCCUGUGACAUCGUUCUCAGUGGCUUCAAUGACUGCAAGAACUCCACCGGCCUGUUCCGGUACCACGUGAGGGCGGCCCGCUUCUCCCCCAAAGGCCUCUCAAUCUUCUACUGCGCAGAGGCCCUCUUUGACAACAAAGCAGUGCCUGUGCCUGGAAGACUUCUCCCUCCACACCCUAAGAGUGCCAAUGUCUCCCUGACCCUGUCGCGCACGCUGCUCGACGCGCCAGCGGACCACAUUGCCAAGCAGAGCACCUUCAAGAUCGACAACCUGGAGGCAAGCAUCACCAGAAUCCGCCGGGGGUACCAGAGCAACGACACUUCCCAGGUCACCUACUGGAGCAGCAUAAAGAAGGACGGCGAGAGCUUCGCCACCGGGGAGUCGAAAUUGACCAUCUGGCACGACAGCAAGAUUUCAAAGGACAAGCUGGUAUCAGAGGUCAAACUCGUGAGAUCUGAUUUCAAGGUGACACCACCUGAGGCUACGGACGAGGUGCGAGAUGUGAUGAAAGGACAAGAGAAGAAGUUCUGGUCUGUCCUUGUUGAAAUUUUGAAAGCAUGGAAUAUACCAGCAGGAGUAACCUCAAAUCAUCUGAACAAUGCCAAGGUUAACGUGACCAAAUCGAAUGAUCUUCAGGCGGCCAACUGA
This is a messenger RNA of Lepus europaeus (European hare), 1887 nucleotides long. Its product is annotated as vomeromodulin-like. Bases 1 to 1887 code for a protein of 628 amino acids. Gene Ontology annotation, biological process: sensory perception of smell. The record is from RefSeq and is a predicted model, not a curated record. Lineage: Eukaryota; Metazoa; Chordata; Mammalia; Lagomorpha; Leporidae. The transcript is spliced from 14 exons.